Molecule: messenger RNA, 2088 nt
Organism: Penicillium samsonianum
Lineage: Eukaryota; Fungi; Ascomycota; Eurotiomycetes; Eurotiales; Aspergillaceae
Gene: ccg9
Product: putative trehalose synthase (Ccg-9)
Exons: 6
Coding region: 1-2088 (695 amino acids)
Molecular function (GO): glycosyltransferase activity
Source: RefSeq, a predicted model, not a curated record
AUGCCCGGCGGAGGACACAAGUUCGAACGCCAUGCCUCAGUCACGCAGCAGCGUCGACUGGCGCUACAGUACGAGCGCCACGCUUGGUCAGGACCGCCGUCAGAUAAUAUCUACGCCGGUAUUUCCAGCAACUUUGAAGAUCACUAUACAUCAACUAUAGCUAUCGCAAUCCGCGACACCACAUAUUUACUUGACUUCAUCGAGAAGCAGUUCUCAAACGGUCAAGCCUCGGCAGAGGAGGCCACUGACUUCGUCAUUUCCGAACUGAAAGCGUAUUCCAUGCAUCAUUUGGAGAAAAUUGUUGGGAUAUCAAUGCCUGAACAUGUUGCAAAGCACUGCCCUCGACUGUGCCCUCGCCUUUGGGCGGAGCUUGACAUCGUUCCAUUGGUACUGUCGAACGCAACUCUAAUAGACAGAGUCAGUGUCGAUCAAGCUAGCGAGAACCGAAACCCGGCAGCUAAUGGAUGGAGUGAAAAGACCAUCGACGAACAGGCAGAAUCCAUGGCACGAAAAGGUGUUAGACUAUUUGGACCGGAAAACACGCCCCUGCUACAAGUGGGCUUCCUCGGGCUCGUGGAAGUAGACACAGCUUACCAUGUGCGACUUGCGGACCUGAGUGAUUUUCAGAAAACAGUGUCCGAUAGAACUUGGACCGCAGUGCAACGCCACGCCGCUGAACUAAAAUCACGCAAUGUCAAAGUCGCAUUUUUCAGUGCCACGCCUCAGGGUGGUGGCGUGGCUUUAAUGCGGCAUGCUCUCUUGCGAUUUUCACAUUGUCUAGGCACUGACAUCAAGUGGUACGUCCCGAAGCCACGCCCAGGCGUCUUCCGGGUAACCAAAACAAACCAUAAUAUCCUGCAAGGUGUCGCCCAUCCAGACGAGCGUUUAACACCAGAGAAUAAUAAAUUUCUGCAGGACUGGAUUGAGGAGAAUUCUAGGCGAUACUGGACCCGAUUAGGUGGACCUUUGCUUCCACCAUCAGAAGGUGGUGCAGAUGUCAUAAUCGUCGAUGAUCCCCAGAUGCCAGCCCUCAUUCCCAUCGCAAAGAAACUAGCUCCAAAUCGACCAAUCAUCUUUCGAAGCCACAUCCAAAUCCGAAGUGAUCUAGUUGCGAUACCGGGCUCCCCACAGGCGGAGGCCUGGGAAUUCCUGUGGGAUCAUAUUAAACACGCCGACCUCUAUAUCAGUCACCCUGUGAGCGCUUUCGUGCCACGGAAUGUGCCCCAAGAGAUGGUAGGCUAUAUGCCUGCAGCAACUGACUGGUUGGAUGGGCUUAACAAAACUAUGCGAGACUGGGACAUCGCGCACUAUAGCCGCAUGUUCAAUUCAGCCUGUCGCAACGUUGAUAUGCCAACUAUUCAAUGGCCCGAAGAUUCAUAUAUCGUCCAGAUCGCACGGUUCGACCCGUCAAAAGGUAUCGUGGACGUGUUGAUUUCCUACGAGAAAUUUUACAACAAACUAGUAGCCGAAGCACCUCAUAUGGUCCCUCCCAAACUAGUAAUUUGCGGACACGGAUCAGUGGACGAUCCCGAUGGAGGGCAUAUCUACGACGAGGUAAUCGACUACCUGGACACAAAAGUCCCAGAUAUCCGCCAUCUGAUCUGCGCGUUGCGGGUGCGGCCCUGCGACCAAGUCCUAAACGCCAUUCUCUCCAAAGCCACCGUCGCACUGCAACUAUCUACAUCUGAAGGUUUCGAGGUAAAGGUCUCUGAGGCAAUCCACAAAGGCAAACCAGUCAUCGCCACGCGUGCCGGCGGCAUCCCGCUGCAGGUUGAGCACGGGAAAAAUGGGUUCCUGGUUGAUGUUGGCGAUACCGAUGCUGUGGCGCAGCGCCUGUUUGAGCUCUGGACAGAUCACGAUCUGUACCACCGCAUGUCAAAGUACGGCAUCCGUAAUGUAAGUGAUGAAGUGAGUACCGUAGGAAAUGCUCUCGCCUGGUUCUAUCUCUCUGCCAAGUUGUCGCGCGGCGAGUCUGUUCGGCCCAAUGGACGUUGGAUCGAUGAUAUGGCAUUCGAAGAGCUCGGUCUCCCUAACAAAGACCACAAGUUGCGGCUCAAACGCGCCGUCAAGGUGGGGCAAAUGGGCUAA